AUGACUGACGACGAGCAAGUUCCGACCCUUGUGUCGGCUGGCAAACCGGCCAAGCCUCUUGGAAUGCGCAAGAAUGGAAAGCAAUGGCAUCCUCCCAAGAAGGCGUUCCGGCCGACGGCAGGUCUGACGACGUACGAGAAACGUCAGAAGCAGCGCGCCGAGAUGGCGCAAAUGAAAGCGAAAGAGAAGGAGAUGAAGGACGAGAAGGAAGAGCUGCGUCAGCAACGCAUUCAAGCCAUCCGAGAGAAGCGAGCCAAGAAGGAAGAAAAGGAGAGAUACGAGAAGAUGGCCGAGAAGAUGCACCGGAAGCGAGUCGAGAGGUUGAAGCGCAAGGAGAAGCGCAAUAAGGUGCUCAAUUCCUGA
Purpureocillium lilacinum is the source of this 363-nucleotide messenger RNA. RefSeq lists its product as uncharacterized. NCBI's taxonomy places the organism in Eukaryota, Fungi, Ascomycota, Sordariomycetes, Hypocreales, Ophiocordycipitaceae. The record is from RefSeq and is a predicted model, not a curated record.